Colletotrichum destructivum is the source of this 2699-nucleotide messenger RNA. RefSeq names its product Putative SANT/Myb domain, Homeobox-like domain superfamily protein. The transcript has 3 exons. Gene Ontology annotation, cellular component: snRNA-activating protein complex. The record is from RefSeq and is a predicted model, not a curated record. Lineage: Eukaryota; Fungi; Ascomycota; Sordariomycetes; Glomerellales; Glomerellaceae. Gene Ontology annotation, molecular function: RNA polymerase III type 3 promoter sequence-specific DNA binding; RNA polymerase II cis-regulatory region sequence-specific DNA binding. The coding region runs from base 170 to 1693 and encodes 507 amino acids. Gene Ontology annotation, biological process: snRNA transcription by RNA polymerase III; snRNA transcription by RNA polymerase II.
GGACGAUAUAAUGCAGCCCUUGCCCCCGUUCGUGCUUCCUCUCUUUUGAACACCCUUCAAUACUAUAUCACUCAUCCAGGGCCAAACAGGGUUUAUAAUAAAUCAAGGGAAGAUCCUCCGAGUUUAAACGACGCGCAGCAGCAUCAGCCAUCUGAGGGGGAAACGUAGGAUGGUUACUUCGGUUUUUAUUUCGGAACUAUCACUUGUCUGGCCGUGCAUACCACACACCAACAGACAGCUCUCCACCGACGGGGAGACUAAUCCCACGAGACAGCAACACCAACUCUGGCUUUCUCUUUCGUCCAUCACAAACCAUCAUCGUCACCGUCAGCAACCAUUACUACGACAGACUCGUGCGAGGCUUCGACCAUCGUCACGAGACACCACCGCUACCAUCAGUUUCCGCAACACCGCGACAAUUCUUUCCACACCUCCCGGGAACGAAUGUUCGCUGACUCUGGAGGCGGGGUCUCAUCACGACGACACCAUAGCGCUGUUGCAAGAUCGCAGUUCACGGGGCUACUACCAUCACCGCGACCCCGCAACGUCGCAUCAACCACCCUCUCCUCUUCCGACGCCGCCCGAGAGGGCCUUCGCUCAACCAAUUCUUUCACUUCAGAGCCCGGCGACCGUCCAGAGCGGUUCGCUCUGGCGGAACCCAUGUGUCGGAGACACGCUGGCGGGCAACUAUCGAGUAGGGGACUACAGUGUCGACUAUUCUGCACAAGAGUCGCAUCCGAGCGACCAAGGCCAGCAGCAGCAUGGUUAUGACACGACCCCUUCUCAUCACCAUCACAGGAGCACACUCCAUCAUGGCGCUGCUCACACGCCGGCUCUCCAUGAGCCUCCUACAAGCCAUCACCCGCAUCAGCACGCCUUGCAGCAGCAACAGCAGCAACAGCAGCAGCAACACCAACAUCAACACCAACACCAACACCAACAGCAUCCCCAUCACACUCAUCACCCACACCAGGUUCUAAUGGACACGGGGCAUCACAUGGGCCACGCCCGGCACUUGGGCCCGCCUCACUACGGCGCUUCGGGUCCGGUUGUCGCGCCUCUGUAUCCUUCGAUGGCAACGCCCACGCAACCCCAUACGCCACAUGGGGCACCCAAACGAUCGAGGCCAGACGAGCUCGACCUCUCGGUCCCCGGUAUCGAUCUGGACCAGACUGACCUCGAGAGCAUGCAGCAAACGCCUCUGGGAACCGCUUAUGCGCAGGCGGUACAAGCUCCCACACACCAUCAUCACCGCUUGCCCGACACAGGCCCCCCUUCCAAAAUGAUGCGCCGUGACGGUGAUGGUGAUGGCUUGGACAGAGGCGGGGCUCCGAGCGUGGUGGGUCAAGCGGGCAUGCCAACUCCGGCUCCGAGACCUAGAGGGCCGAAGCUCAAAUUCACUCCCGAAGACGACCAACUUCUAAUUGACCUUAAGGAGAACAAGUCUCUGACGUGGAAGCAAAUUGCGGAUUUCUUCCCCGGCAGAUCAUCAGGAACAUUGCAAGUGCGCUAUUGUACGAAGCUCAAGGCCAAGACCACGCAAUGGACCGACGAAACGGACCAGAAGCUUCGAACCGCCUUGCAAGACUACGAGAACGAGAAGUGGCGCAUCGUGGCCAACAAAGUCGGCACCGGCUUUACUCCGGCGGCCUGCCGAGAACGCGCAUCAGAGUUGAUGGGUGCUCCCUUAUAGCAAUCAAUGUCUCCAUCGGGAACUUCUGAGCCCCCGACUGGAGACACCAUUUACACGCAGCAGCUUCAGUGAUGAAGAGAAGCUUGCCUUUAGCGAUGAUUCCCAUCGUGCGGCAUGGAACGACACGGCCCAUACAGAGCAUCCAGAUCGACUUCGACGAACACCAUAUACCAAUUUCGGCUCAGCGAUUUGGUAGAGAAGAAAAAUCUGCGAUAUACAACCUCUGCGUCGUUUCAUGUAACAACUUGGGUCGCCGUCAAUAGAGCACGCUGGGUCCAAAGACUUGCGCCAGCUCUACCUUGGAUAACCAAGGCCAACAUCUACUACCAUUUGACAUCUUCGUACCUCAGCUUUCACCUCAUGCCUGCAGCUUACCAAUGGCAUUGGCAUUGUCCUUUUUUCUCCAUGCUGGAUUCCCCAACCGCCUAAUUCUGAGAUACCCCCGAACACUACGGGUCACCAUUUUCAUCUUCUUCUCGACCUACUUCUUUUAUCUCGACUUAUGAUACAAACACUAGACUUGGGGGCACACACACACACACACACACAUACACGCGUAUACACUGGACCAUGCAAUAUACGGCCUUUCGAUUUGUCACUUUUUUUCCUCGACACUCUUUUACACGACCUCAACUUCAUUUCUUGACGACUGUCCUCAUUUUGUAAACAUACAGACUCUACUGCGCGCCUCGAACUUUGGACAUAUACCACGAGCAUCGACUCUAUCGCAAGACACUUCGAGUAGGAGCUGGCGGUUGGGCCUCCGUGCGGAGUCUCGCAGGUAGAAAAGGGUGGUUGGGAAGACGACGGAGUGGUGGUGGAAAACGCGCGGAACAGCAUCCACAAUGAUGUUCUGGCUUUAUUUUGUAUUUGUAGUCAUCCUUUCUUCCCGUUUUCCCUUGUACUUUUUCCAUUACUCAGACACUCCUUAUGUUUUUACUGUUAUUCAAUUCCUUGUCGAUUAUGUAGCCCUACAUAUCACUGUAUUCUACGCUAUUGUAGCUCC